Molecule: messenger RNA, 4513 nt
Organism: Acanthochromis polyacanthus (spiny chromis)
Lineage: Eukaryota; Metazoa; Chordata; Actinopteri; Pomacentridae
Product: tripartite motif-containing protein 16-like
Exons: 1
Coding region: 1032-2999 (655 amino acids)
Molecular function (GO): protein binding; zinc ion binding
Source: RefSeq, a predicted model, not a curated record
UGGUUGUCUUGCACAUUUUUGUGUUCACCUUGUGUGUCGUUGUUGUUCUGCAUCUCGUUGUCGUCACUUUGUGCCUCUUUGUGUUUGUUUUGUAUAUAUUUCUGUUCAUUUUGGUUGUGUUUGUGGUUUUAUGUCAUUUUGUGGUUGUUUUGUGCCUCUUUGUAGUUGUUUUGUGUCUUUUUGUAAUUGUUUUGCAUCAUUUUGUGACUUUUUGUAGUCAUGUUGCAUUGUGAAAACAACCACGAAAACACUGAAAAAAAAAAAAACUAUUUAAAAAAACAAGUCUGUUUAUCGCUGGUUGAAGUUCAUCUCCAAACUCUGACACUUGUUAUUCUGGUUAAAGUUCCUGUUUUCCUGCAGGUCGGCUCGUGUUUUUUUGCUUUUUUCGUCCAUUUCCAACAUGAAUGGAGCAGCUCUCACACAGAGCAGGUGAGAGGAUUUAAUUGCAACACUGAUUUGGACCAGAUGUGGACAAUCAGAGCCGAGCUGUUUACAGCCGACUCGCCGUAAACUCUGAUUUAUUCUCCACCAUAACCAACCGGGAUUCUCCUCCUGGGAGUUCAUCAAGUUUACGACGCUGCAGGAAACACAUUGGUCGUUUUAAAAUGUUCAUCAAGCAGCAGAAGAAGAAUUUAGACAGAGAAAGAUCAUCAGCUCAUCUGGAUUGAUUUAUGGUUUACCACUGACUACAUUAAAAAUGAGUAAUUUUAUAUUAGUUUUAUAAAUAUAUAACAGUGAAAUUAGGUAAACAAACGGGCAUUUAAAGGGUUACAUUUGUCAGUUGCAGUCAGGACUGAUGUUGGUUGAAUGGAAUGAAGCUCAGCCUGAUAACACGCCUCUUCUUCCUGAUCUACUAACACAACAGCUCAUAUUUCCACACCUUUCCAGGUUCCUCCCCUUCAGAUCUGCACUCUGGAAGAAGCUGACAGAAACCGUUCACUGCAGGGACACAUGCUUUGUCGAUCAGAGCUCAGACUAGUUUCAGGUACGAGGAAGUCAAACACAAACAGUCUGUGUGACCAAGAAGAGAAAUGGCACAGCAAAGAAAUCAGCCACAUGUAAAGAAAUUCUCUUGUUCCAUCUGUCUGGAUCUACUGAAGGAUCCGGUCACUACUUCCUGUGGACACAGCUACUGCAUGGACUGCAUUAAAACACACUGGGAUGGAGAGGAUGGUCAGAGAAUCUACAACUGUCCUCAGUGUGGGAAGACUUUCUCACCAAGACCUGACCUGGAGAAACACGUCCUGUUAGCAGAGUUAGUGGAGGAGCUGAAGAAGACUGGACUCCAAGCUGCUGCUGAUGAUCACUGCUAUGCUGGACCUGAAGAUGUGGCCUGUGAUGUCUGCACUGGGAGGAAGAUGAAGGCUGUCAAGUCCUGUCUCGGCUGUCUGAUUUCCUACUGUGAAAAUCACCUCCGACCUCACUAUGAUGUGGCUCGACUCAAGAAACACCAGCUGGUGGAGCCCUCCAAGAACCUCCAGGAGAACAUCUGCUCUCGUCAUGAUGAGGUGAUGAAGAUUUUUUGUGUAACUGAUCAGCAGUUGAUCUGUUAUCUCUGCACAAUGGAUGAACAUAAAGGACAUGAAACCGUCCCAGCAGCAGCAGAAAGGAAGAAGAAGCAGAAGGAGCUGGAGGUGAGUCGACUGAACAUCCAGCAGAGAAUCCAGGACAGACAGAAAGAUGUGGAGCUGCUUCAACAGGAGCUGGAGGCCAUCAAUGUCUAUGCUGAUAAAACAGUGGAGGAAAGUGAGAAGAUGCUCACCCAGAUGAUCCAUCUCAUCCAGAAUAGAGGCCGAGAUGUGGAGCAGCAGAUCAGAUCCCAGCAGGAGACUGAAGUGAAUCGAGUCAAAGAGCUUCAAGAGAAGCUGGAGCAGGAGAUCAGAGAUCUGAAGAGGAAAGACGCUGAGCUGAAGCAGCUCUCAGAUACACCAGAUCACAGCCACUUUCUCCUCAGCUACCCCUCAGUGUCAGCACUCAGUGAGUCCACACGCUCAUCCAGCAUCAACAUCCGUCCUCUGAGACACUUUGAGGACGUGACAGCAGCUGUGAAAGAGCUCAGAGAUCAACUAGAUCAACUACAGGACAUUCUGAGGGACAUGUGGACAAACACCUCACUGCCAAUCACCGAAGAGGAUGUUUUACGGUCACAACCAAAACCAGAACUAGAACCAGAACUAGAACCAGAACCAGAACCAGAACCAGAGCCAGAGCCAGAACCAGAACCCGAACCCGAACCCGAACCAGAGCCAAAACCACAGCCAGAACCAGAGCCAGAACCAGAACCAGAGACCAGAGCUGGAUUCUUAAAACAUUCAAGAGAAAUCCCUCUGGGUCCAAACACAGCAAACAGACGUCUGGGAUUAUCCAAAGUAGACAGAAGAGUCACCUUCACGGAAAGUCGCCAUUCUCCAACUGACGUUUUAGUGUCAGGACCACAAGCAGAAGCAGAGACCAGAGCUGGAUUCAUUAAAGUUUCAAGACAAAUCACUCUGGAUCCAAACACAGCAAACAGACAGCUGUUAUUAUCUGAAGGGAACAGAAAAGUAACAUUUAUGCAAGAAGAACAACGUUAUCCUGAUCAUCCAGAAAGAUUCACUUAUUUUCGGCAGGUCCUGAGUAAAGAGAGUCUGACUGGAUAUUGUUACUGGGAGAUGGAGUGGAGAGGAAGAGGGAUUUAUGUCGCGGUUGCUUACAAGAACAUCUGCAGAACAGGAAACUCAAAUGAAUGUGGAUUUGGACAAAAUGACAAAUCUUGGUCUUUACUCUGUGACACCCACAGUUAUAAAUUUUGCUACAACAACACUGAAACUCCCAUCUCUAGUCCUCCGGCCUCCAGAAUCGGAGUUUAUCUGGAUCACACAGCAGGUAUUCUGUCUUUUUACAGCGUCUCUAAAACCAUGACUCUCCUCCACACAGUCCAGACCACAUUCACUGAGCCCAUACAUGCUGGAGUUUGGGUUUUCUAUGGAACCACUGCAGAGUUCCUGAAACUCAAAUAGAGUAACUCCAGUGUCUGAGUCAGUUCAUGUUCAGCCCUGAUUUAAGUUCAUGAUCUACAGUUUAUUUCUGUAGUUGCAGCAUUAAUUAGUCACAUGAUGAUGGAACUGAUUGAUUCUUAAAUGUUUGUCAUUUUUAAAAUCUGCUUUCAGCUUCUGAAACAUUUCUUGAUUUCAUUUUUCAUAUCUGACAAGAAACUGUAUGUUUUGUCGGUUUAUGAUUCCAACUGUUGAACUGUGGAGCUGUGGGGCAAUCAAAUAUUAGUUUGUUUUAGUAUUUUCUGACAUUUUACGCUCAAAAUGAUUCAUGUCCUGUAAUCAUAGUUUCAUCAUUUCAGUCUGAUUGAAUGGAUCCUGUCUUUUUGCGCCCACCUUGUGAAAACUGGGGCCUGCUGUGAUUGGUCAACUGUCCUGACAGAAGUCAGCUAAUGUCGGCUUCUCACAUCUCAGUACAUAGAGAUCAUCUCCAUUGAAAAGAACUGUAAAACUGUCAUCCUGGUGCCACAUGAAGGCCAAAUAUUACUAAAAUGGGGAUACAGGAGGUUCUACCGGCAUCCUGGUACCAGAUAAGAGCCAGAUAAGAGCCAGAUGUUCACGUUUCAGAAGCUGAAAGCAGAUUUGAAAAUUACUAAAAUAUUUAAGAAUCAAUGAGUUUGGCUUGAUUGGUGCACGAGGCCAAGAAGGUGAUAGAGUGACUACUAAUCCUUUCAGUCCAUUUUUGAACAAACUGUUAUGAGACAAGCCCAGAGGAUAGUGAAUGAGCCAUCACAUAUCCUAAACUUAGAAUACGAGCUCGUACCUUCAGGUAGACGAUAUAGAGCCACUAACUACAAACUCAACCAUUGAAAGGAUUCAUUUCUUCCAACCGCCAUCAAAUUCCUGAACAAUGCUGCUUGAGGCCGAGGAUUGUGCAUUAAUUUUCAUCGUAGCUUUACUACGGUGAUUUUUACUAUGGUGUAUGUAUCGGUUAUGUGUUAUGUCAUGGGCUAUCUGCAAUACUGUUAUGUAACUGUUGUUGAGAUGGCAUUGUUUGUUGUCAUUGUGGCUGUUGAGGCAUUUAUGGUACAGUUGCUGUGUCUCAGUACAUAGAGUAUAUUGUAUUUGAGUCAAUGUUUAAUGUUUUGUGUGAAUUUGUAAUCUAAAAGUGAAAAAAACAAUAGAAAAUGUGCAUCUGCAUCAGCUUGACACAUGAAAUUAUUAAAUACAUGUUUUAUUCUUUGCAUUUUAGUGUAAAUAUUUCCAUGUUUUCACAUUUUACCUGUUCAGAAACUAUUUAGCAACUUUGCUUCUCUUUCACAGGGAUAUACAGUAUGUACAGAAUGUGUUCGAUGUGUAUUUUAUUGUGGAUUUUCUGCAGGAAAAUAAUGAUAUUUUAUAGCAGUCAGUAGUCAUUAAAUAAUCUGACUUGGUGAUUUGUUAAAUCUUGUUGGUGUGUUUUGUUUUGCUUCUAAACUGUCAACAAAUUUAUGAUUCAGCUUCACGUUAAUCUGCAAAUAAACGACAAUAAAUGAACAGAA